Molecule: messenger RNA, 1035 nt
Organism: Melampsora larici-populina 98AG31
Lineage: Eukaryota; Fungi; Basidiomycota; Pucciniomycetes; Pucciniales; Melampsoraceae
Exons: 11
Coding region: 1-1035 (344 amino acids)
Molecular function (GO): oxidoreductase activity
Source: RefSeq, a predicted model, not a curated record
AUGCGAUCCGAUUGUUUAACUCACGUUUUAGUCACUUAUCUGAUUUUCGCUCUCCCUCAUUUACAAUCCAUCUUAGGUCAAACUUGUGCUUCUAUCAAGCGAAGGCAGGAAUGGCGUACUUUGAGCCGCGCUGAUCAAAUUUCUUACAUCGAUGCUGUCAAAUGUUUGAUGAGCAAUCCGUCUCAGUUGAUGCCUCUAUCAGGGCUUAAUCGAGUUGAUGACUUCCAAUACGUUCAUUCUACCUUGCAAGACUCGGUACAUUUUGUGGCCCAUUUCUUAGUUUGGCAUCGACACUUUAUCUACCUUUAUGAAGAAGCCUUAUCUCACUGCGGGUACACCGGUGCACUACCCAGAUGGGAUUGGACUUUAGACGCAGCAAACGUGACGGCGGCCCCAGUCUGGUCCUCAGAUAGAGAGGUCGGUUUCGGCACAAAUGGCACUGGCCCCAGUACUGCUUCUUCUAAUACUGGUCUAGACGGUGGAGCUGUGGUUGAUGGCGCCUUUGCAAGACUUCAACUCAAUCUUCCAUUUAGACAUCUAUUGCAAAGGAAUUGGAAUCCUUUCCUUGAGAUCUCUUCCGGGGGAUCCAUAUUUGCCAGCCAGUACUUUGAUCAGAGGGCUAUUAGGAAUAUUCAAAGCUUGACCACCUAUCAUCAGUUCGCGGUUGCUGUGGAGGGACAAGACCCCGAUGUCUUUGAGAACGCCCAACCUGGUCCUCAUAGCACGAUUCACGCUCUAAUUGGAGGGGACUUUCCCUCAUCAUCAACAGCGGUGAACGACGAACUAACAAAUAUGGAUCAUCAAUAUAGUCUCUUUUUCUUACAUCACGCAAACAUUGAUUGGCUCUGGUGGAAAUGGCAACAAGCCGAUCGAAGCAAUAGACUUUUUGAAUAUGGUGGAAAUCGACGAAGAAGAAGUUCCAGGCAGGAUGCUACUCUGAGUGACAGAAUUGAGUUUUUAGGAUUAUCUCGGAACCCUACGAUCAGUAGUGUGAUGGACAUUUCUACGUUUCCACAUUGCUAUACUUAUGUUUGA